AGCUAUGAGUCACAGAGCGAGAUGGGAGGAGACUGGAGUAGAGAGAGAGAUGGAGGGAGGAGGGAUGGAGGUAUAAUUAUGGUAGGAGGCUGCCAGGGCGAGAGAGAGGAGAGAGAAGCAGAGGAAGAGAAAGAAAGAAGAGAGCGGGGAGAGAAAUAGAGAGAGUCCAGCCCACUCCGGUAAAACCAUUCAACUGGUGAGCGAGGGAACGCAUUCAACAGAGAGAGAGAGAGGAAAAGAGGUAAAAAGAGAGAGAGAGGAACUCCCUUCGUCUGGGAUAACUUAGUCAAACUGCCUCUUGAACACACACACACUCUGAACACACACUCUGCAGAGGCUUCACCCCGGGAACAAGGAUCCUCCCGCACUCCAGAGUUUUUCCUUCUCUGCUUUUCCAUCAUCCAUUCAUCACAUCUGAGAGUUUUUCCUCUUCUUCUUCUUCUCCUCGAUUUGUUGAUUUUUCUUUUUCUUUCUUUCUUGUGACGCCUCCACAUUUUCCAGCCAUCUGUCCCUGACAAAAAAGAUAAGGAUUACUCAUUUUCUCUCUCGGCGUAGUGUUUUUUUUCUUCUUCUUUUUUGUCCUCCUCUCUCUCGUUUCUUUACAGCUUUUUUUUCCCUCCGGUUUUCGCAGGUGGACUGUGAGCUCAGCUGAACUUUGCAAACUUCUGAGGAGAGAACGAGAGCGAAGAAACACAAAGACAGAAAGAGAGAGAGAGACGGCAGACGAAGGAGAGAAAGUGUUUUAAACAGGAGAAGACUUUUUUGUUCAGACACUUUGGGACAAAACUUGACUUUCUGCAUCUUUACUGUGCAUCUGGCUUCGGCAGCAUCACCAAAUCCAGCCUAGCAGCCAAUCAGGCAUCAUGUCAAUCUUACCUGUGCUCAGCUGGACCGUCCUUCUCCUGGUCCAGACCUGUGGCUCCUCCUUGGACACAGGGUCCAGACUCCAGCCUCCACCUUUAUCUUUGACAGUCCAUCCUCACCACCAACCGCUGCCGGACGCCUCCUCCAGCUCCAACUGCCCCUCCUGUGCCCUGGCCAGGAUGAGGAGAAACGAAGGUGGCGUGACAGCGGCGGAUGACAUGUUGGGAAAUGACCAGGAGGAAGUGGAGGCAGCGCAGCAGGACGUGGUGGAGGCAGUGAAGAGGCACAUCCUCAACAUGCUGCACCUUCAGGCGCGGCCCAACAUCACCCGGCCUGUGCCGCGCGCCGCGUUGCUCAACGCCCUGCGCAAGCUCCACGUGGGGCGAGUGGCGGAGGAUGGAAGCGUGCAGAUCGAGGGGGAGGAGGAGGUGCGAGGGCGGGGUGGCCGUGGAGGAGGGGGAGGAGCAGCGACGGCGGCGGCUCGGGCAGGAGACAGCGGCGAUGCUCAGGAGACAACGGAGAUCAUCACCUUCGCUGAGGCUGGUGAGUCUCAGGGCACGGUGAACUUCGUCCUUUCUAAAGAAGGAGGUGACCUCUCCCUGGUGGAGCAGGCUAACGUCUGGCUCUUCCUUCGUUUGGCGAAGACCAAUCGCAGCCGAGCGAAAGUCAGCAUCCGCCUCUUCCAGCAGCGCCUGCUCCCCAACGGACGCCUGUCCCCGCCGCAGGACGAUGAGCUGUUAGCUGAGAAAACGGUUGAUACGCGCCGCAGCGGCUGGCACACCUUCCCCGUGUCGGCGGCAGUGCAGGCACUGCUGGAGAGCUCUGAGAGCACCACGCUGCGCCUCAGGGUGUCCUGCCCGCUCUGCGCCGACACAGGAGCGACACUCGUCCUGGUCUCCGGCGGCUCAGAGACAUCACAGCGCACCAACCAGCGGGAGCAAUCUCACCGACCCUUCCUCAUGGCAGUGGUACGGCAGGAGGAUGGCAGCGACUCACGACGGCGCCGGAAGCGAGGGCUAGAGUGUGAUGGGAAGGUCCGCGUCUGCUGCAAACGGCAGUUCUACGUCAACUUCAAAGACAUCGGCUGGAACGACUGGAUAAUCGCACCAUCUGGUUACCAUGCCAACUACUGCGAGGGCGAGUGCCCCUCCCACGUGGCGAGCAUCACCGGGUCAACGUUGUCCUUUCACUCCACCGUCAUCAGUCACUACCGCAUGAGGGGCUACAGCCCCUUCCAGAACCUGAGGUCCUGCUGCGUCCCCACUCGGCUACGAGCCAUGUCCAUGCUGUACUACAACGAGGAGCAAAAGAUCAUCAAAAAGGACAUCCAGAACAUGAUCGUGGAGGAGUGUGGCUGCUCGUAAACACGUCUGAACCCCAUCAAACCAGAACAAACUGGGACUGGAGGGGACCCCAGAGGAGGGGGGGGGGGGCUGCUGAACCCCGGAGAGAGAGGUGGAGGGAAAAGAGAAAGAUGAACUUUUGGAUCAUAGUCAAUUUUAUUGUCUGCGUCUGAUUCCUCCUCCCUCCGUCACCCGGGGUCACUCUCUGGAAUAAAAAUUUUCCAUCCUCGUCCAACAGAACUCCGAAAGAGUCUCGAUGGCACUUUCAAAAAAAAAAAAAAAAAAAAA
Labrus bergylta (ballan wrasse) is the source of this 2495-nucleotide messenger RNA. RefSeq names its product inhibin subunit beta Aa (gene inhbaa). Gene Ontology annotation, molecular function: growth factor activity; cytokine activity. Lineage: Eukaryota; Metazoa; Chordata; Actinopteri; Labriformes; Labridae. Gene Ontology annotation, cellular component: extracellular region. The record is from RefSeq and is a predicted model, not a curated record.